Hibiscus syriacus is the source of this 2868-nucleotide messenger RNA. RefSeq names its product pentatricopeptide repeat-containing protein At3g23020-like. The record is from RefSeq and is a predicted model, not a curated record. Lineage: Eukaryota; Viridiplantae; Streptophyta; Magnoliopsida; Malvales; Malvaceae. The transcript has a single exon. Bases 106 to 2715 code for a protein of 869 amino acids. Gene Ontology annotation, molecular function: protein binding.
CAAAACCAUUCCCCAGACAAACAUGUUACUUGGUUUCUGGUACUUCAAUUAUCGAUACUUCACUUAAAUUUUCUCGAAUACCCCAUUUUAUCAGAGAAAUAGAAAAUGUUUGUGAAGCUCCAGUUAGAUACCAGUUGCCUCAACGUUUUAUGCUCCGCGAAAAUCUCACCACCCAACAUCAAUGGAGCUUCAGUUUCAGUUUCAGUAUCAGUUUCUCCUUUAGAAAAGCUCGAAGCCAUCACCAAAAACAAGCAGCAAAGACUUUUCGAGGCUCCCAAUGGAGCAGGGACUAAGAAAUUCAACCGAGUUCGAAAACAGGGUCUUGAUAAUCAACCCGAGUCAAGCAGUCAGACUUUGGAGAAAAACCCAGACAGCGAAAGGAGAGAUAAAACGAGGGGAAGUUUCAAAUUUGUGGAUAAAAGAGUUAAAUUUGAUGCGAUUAAUGGGAAAUUUUCGGUGGAUAAAAUGCACGCCAUGUGUUCGACAAAAUGGGCUUCUUAUGGAGGUUGUAUUCCAGCGAUUUUGGGAGCUUUGGAUAGCGUUAAGGACUUGGACGAGGCAUUAAAGCCAUGGUCUGAGAAGUUAAGUAAUAAAGAAAGGAGUAUAAUUUUGAAGGAGCAAACAAGUUGGGAAAGGGCUUUAGAGAUUUUUGACUGGUUUAAGAGAAAACAAUGUUAUGAGUUGAAUGUAAUUCAUUAUAACAUUAUGUUUAGAAUUCUCGGUAAAGCUCAUAAAUGGGGCUAUGUUGAGAGGCUAUGGAAUGAGAUGAGCUUAAGAGGGAUUGAGCCGAUUAAUUCUACUUACGGUACUCUGAUUGAUAUUUAUAGUAAAGGUGGGAUGAAGCAACAAGCUCUUUGUUGGCUUGGCAAGAUGAAUAAGCAAGGGAUGGAGCCUGAUGAGGUAACUAUGGGGAUCGUCGUACAGUUGUAUAAGAAAGCCGGCGAGUUUCGAAAAGCUGAGGAGUUUUUCAAGAUAUGGUCUUUGAAUGGAUAUUUGAGGCAUGAUGGAAGUGAAACAUCCGGUGCAGUGGGAAGUGAUUCACAUUUGAGCUCAUAUACCUAUAAUACUUUGAUAGAUACAUAUGGUAAGGCAGGGCAAGUUCGAGAGGCUUCCAACACAUUUGAACUCAUGCUUAGAGAAGGGAUUGUUCCAACUACUGUUACUUUUAAUACCAUGAUUCACAUUUGUGGUAACCAUGGACGGUUGAAAGAAGUUGCUUCACUGAUGAAGAAGAUGGAGGAGUUAAAGUGCCUUCCUGACACGAGGACGUAUAAUAUUCUCAUAUCCCUUCAUGCCAAGUACGAUGAUAUAAAGAUGGCAGCAGACUACUUUGCAAAGAUGAAGGAGGCCUGCCUUGAACCAGAUCCUGUGACUUACCGCACCCUCUUGUAUGCAUACUCGAUAAGGCAAAUGGUUAGCGAAGCGGAAGACCUCAUACACGAGAUGGAUGAAAGACAUCUUGAAAUUGAUGAAUAUACACAAUCUGCUCUGACCAGAAUGUACAUAGAAGCUGGGAUGCUCAAGAAGUCAUGGUUAUGGUUCAGGAGGUUUCACCUUGCAGGGAAUAUGAGUUCAGAGGGCUACGCUGCCAACAUUGAUGCCUUCGGGGAGAGGGGACAUGUUUCCGAAGCUGAAAAUAUUUUUCUCUGUUGCCAAGAAAGGAAGAGGCUUACUGUCCUUGAGUUUAAUGUAAUGAUCAAAGCAUAUGGGAUAGCAACGAGCUAUGAUAAAGCAUGUUGGCUAUUUGAUAGCAUGCAGAGUCACAGUGUAGUUCCGGAUAAAUGCAGUUAUAGUUCUCUCAUACAGAUUUUGGCUAGUGCAGACUUACCACACGUGGCAAAACGCUACCUGAAGAAGAUGCAGGAAGCCGGACUUAUGAGUGAUUGCAUUCCAUAUUGUGCUGUGAUCUCGGGCUUUGUGAAAUUAGGAGAACUGGGAAUGGCUGAAGGACUAUACAACGAGAUGAUUCAGGAAAAGGUGGAGCCUGAUGUUGUCGUCUAUGGUGUAUUGAUAAAUGCUUUUGCUGAUGUUGGAAGUGUUAAAGAAGCUACCAGGUAUGUAAAUGAAAUGAAGAGUGCUGGAUUGCCUGGAAAUGAUGUUAUAUACAACUCAUUGAUUAAGCUUUAUACAAAAGUUGGUUAUCUAAAAGAAGCGCUGGAAGUUUUUGGGCUACUUCAGUCAUCAGGUUUCCGCCCUGACUCGUAUUCUUCAAAUUGUAUGAUCGAUCUGUACAGCGAGCGCUCUAUGGUUACUCAAGCCGAAGCGAUUUUCGAGAACUUAAAGCAAAAUGGAGAUGCCAAUGAAUUUACAUACGCUAUGAUGCUAUGUAUGUAUAAAAGGAACGGGAGGUUCGAGGAAGCCACUCAUAUCGCAAGACGGAUGAGAGAACUGGGACUUCUAACUGAUUUGUUGAGUUACAAUAAUGUGCUUGGAUUGUAUGCAAUGGAUGGGAGAUUCAGGGAGGCAGUUAGCAUUUUUAAAGAAAUGGUGAGCGCUUGCAUUCAACCGGAUGACAGUACAUUCAAAUCACUAGGAUCUAUCCUCGUGAAAUGCGGAGUUCCAAAACACGCUGUUAACAGGCUGCAAGUUACAAGGAAGAAAGAUGCUCAGAGUGGUUUGCAAGCAUGGAUGGCCACCCUCUCCUCGGUGGUUGGAAUGUAUGAGGAUGAAGAUGAAGAUGGAAAUCAUGAUGAUAAUGUUGAUGAUUAUGCUUAGAUUGUCUCUUAGUAACUGAAUUUUUCGGUUCUAGUUCACCGGCCAAAUGGUGUAUAGCCUAGAGAUGAACUCAUAGAUAACUUGAAUCAAAGGUAUCACCUAUGUAUAGCAGGUAGGCUGAGUUAAAUUCAACGUCCAUGACAAUUUUAUUUA